This is a messenger RNA of Seriola dumerili (greater amberjack), 1539 nucleotides long. RefSeq names its product protein shisa-9-like (gene shisa8b). Lineage: Eukaryota; Metazoa; Chordata; Actinopteri; Carangiformes; Carangidae. The record is from RefSeq and is a predicted model, not a curated record. Gene Ontology annotation, biological process: regulation of short-term neuronal synaptic plasticity; regulation of AMPA receptor activity. The transcript is spliced from 5 exons. Gene Ontology annotation, cellular component: dendritic spine membrane; postsynaptic density; AMPA glutamate receptor complex. Bases 1 to 1539 code for a protein of 512 amino acids.
AUGACGGAUUUCCCGUUUGUUCUGGUGUUGAUAAGUUUGUGGUGCGUAACGGGAUCUUCUGUGUUUAACGCGCUCGUCUCCUUCCUGUUCAAAGCCUGCAGGUGGGACAUUGGACAGAAGGGCUUUCCCAGCAGCAUGGCAGCCACCAACCCUUCCUCCUGCCGCCUUUUCCUCUUCUUCUGCUUCUCCUUCCUCAUCAGCCAGCCCGCCCUCACCCAGGACCCAUCUGUUACCACGAUGACAGUAACCAAAGGCGACCAGUUCAUCGUCCCCACCACGCUGGCCAACCAGACGACUCCCAACUACGUGGAGACGACCCAAAACACCCCCCUAGAGACGGGAUUGUCCACUCCCACAAGUGGUGGAGACGCAGACGACGAGGAUGUCCCUCCAUCUGGCGGGACCCGUUGCCAGGGUUACUAUGACGUGAUGGGUCAGUGGGACCCGCCGUUCAACUGCAACGCCGGCGUCUUUCUGUACUGCUGCGGCACCUGCUUCUACCGCUUCUGCUGCCAGUUCCGCCAGCAGCGGCUGGACCAGAGCAUCUGCUCCAACUACGACACGCCCAUCUGGGCCAACACCGGCAAGCCCGUGGCCACCAUCACAGAGGGGCAGGACGACCAGGAGCGGGACCGCACGCACCUCAUCGUCUACAUCAUCUGUGGAGUGGUGGCCAUCAUGGUGCUGGUCGGCAUCUUCACCAAACUGGGCCUGGAGAAGAGCCGCGGAGGAAAAAUUAUUUACAGCCAGUGUGUGUUCGUCUCCAGGACACUGACGGACCUGCUGAAGCAGCAGGGAGGUGAGGUGAGCUCGGUGGAGAACGCCACGGCCAGUUCACCCAGCAGAGGGAGAGCCAAUGGCAUCUCGGCCAGGAUGCUGCGCAGCAGGAGUGAAAAUUAUCAUCUGAAUAACUCCGCUUACGGGCCGUUUGGACAAGGGCUUCCACACCCGCACAGCAACCACAGCACAGUGGGACUGAACAAGUACACCUCCCUGAAAGCUGUGGCCGACAGUGCAUCUCGUAGCUACUACAAGAGCUUCCCGCUCAUGGACUUCUCCCACUACCAGCCUGUGGCACCUCCUGCUUUCCAGUCUGUACCAGUGCAGCCCAAAGAGAAGUCCUACAUCCACCAGCCCCUGCCAGCACACCACGACCUCCAUGCCCCCCUGUCCAUCUCCAUCCCUUCCAGCCAUCUGGAGCACCAGCGCCUCCCCAAGACCACCACGCACCCGCUCCUCUCCAGCUCGGCCUUCAAAGCGUGGGAGCCAACUGGCCGCCACGUGCACAGGCAGAUCUCCGCCCCGGGGCACACCUCCCGAAGACACGGCUACUCGACCCGGAGGCAGCAGAGCAUAGAGAACAUGCCGGAUCUCUUUAGCCAGCCCUAUGGAGCGAUGUAUGGAGCUGGAGCUGGAGCUGGAGGAGGGGCCGGGCAGGGGCAGCAUGUCCAUGUGCAACACCCACCUCAACCCCCCUACUACCACCACACCAGGCAGAAGAGCUACUCCACCCACAGUACGACUGAGGUGACCGUCUGA